GGACACGCUAGUCUGGGAGAGAGGUUGUUUCAUCUGUAACUAAAAUUAAAGACCAGGAGUCGCAGAGAUUUUAAUUGUCUCAGAAAAUUACGUGAGAAAUCUGCUUGAAACGAAUUCAGAGACAUGUGUGUGUUUCUGACGGAGGUAUGAGAAAGGAAAUAGAUUUGGAUUUAGAGAUAUUUCCCUCUGAACGAGGUAUGGAUAAGAAAAGCAGACGUUUUGGAUUUAGAGACAAGCCUUUUCUGACUGGGAUAUCGAGAGAAACUUCUUUAUCUUAAUAAGAUUUAAGUCGGAAUGGACAAUCUGUGAUUUGUGACCUAUCAGGUAAAAGCUCCAUGCUGUUUCUGACUAUAAUGGAAACCGCUACCUGUAUUUCAAUGUACUAGUUUAAAAGACUAUAAUGAACGGAGGAAAGUGGUUUUCACCAUAUUGAAGUGUUAAAUGCUGACCUUUCUCCAUGUACGCCCAUGGAUGUAUGAGCACGGACAAACACUUAUUGUACGUCUGUUUUAAGUCCACAUGAUGAAGCAAAAUAAGAGUAUAUAGCUCUGUAUCUGGGUUGACAGCUGUAGAGUUAUUGACUAUAUUAAUUCUGAGUGUUGAUGUACUUGUGGAUUUUGUAAGCUGCUGGACACCCCUAUAUGGAUAUAAAGUCAAGGAAUUUGAUAACGCAAUCUUAACGUACACACAGCAGAAUAUUAAGUAACGAUCAGGUGGUUCGGGUCUAAGUUGUGUAUUGGGUCAGCGGUUACGUCACUUUGGAUGUGCUAUUUUUGCUGUGUAUACUUGAAGUAUGUCUGAUCCUAAUCCAGACUUAGAGGUGGCGGGUGAGGUCGCUAGACAUUCACCUGUUCAUGAGGACGAGGACAUCAAAACAAAGAAAAUGGAUUCACAAGUUCAUGAAGAUGAGAGCCAUAUACUUCGAGAUGAGGGGAACUUCAUCCAGAACGUUUCCCAAUUCUACAACCAGGAGGCUCUGAGCGACGUGAAGUUGAAGGUCGGGGAUGAAGUGUACCACGCUCACAAAUUUGUCCUCGCCAAGUCGAGCGAUGUGUUCAGGACAAUGUUGUACGAAAGUCGUUGGUCACAGGAGAACUCCAGCGAGUUUGAACUCAGCGAGAGCAUGGAGUGUCAGUGUGUUUUCGACAAAUUUUUACGAUUUCUUUACACGGCAGAGAUCUCGAUACGGGUAGAAACAGCUGUCGGAAUUUUGUGUUUAGCUGACAAAUAUAAUGUUACAUCACUGAAAAGCUUGUGUACAAUGUACAUGGUCGAGAACAGUAAAUCGCCACGGGUUCGUAAUGCCCUAAGUUGGUACGCUUGGGCCAAAGCUCUGGGACUUGAUGAUCUCAUAAACCAAUGUGCCAAAACCAUUGCCUGGAAUGCCGAUAGUUUACUAAAACUUGAAGAAUGGCCAAGUAUGGACUUUGAUUUCGUGAAUGACAUGUUGCGCAAUUCUGAACUGAUCGUUUUGAGUGAACAUGCAUUGUAUCUUUCACUGGUUGUCUGGCUUUUAGAUGAACAACGGGAAAAUGAUUUGAAAGAAAAUGCUGAGAAGUUGCUUCCGCUAAUCAGGUUCCCACAGAUGCUUGUAAAACAACUGUACGAGAUUGAACAUUCCGACCUGAUGAAACGAGAAGAGUGUAAGGACAUUUUACAUGAACUGGUCGGCAGCGCCUACAGAUAUAGGUCGCUGUGUCCCUCUCAGGUGGACCUUGGUCUUUCAUUUACGGGUCCUUUCUACAUGCCGAGAAAUUACAUAGAUCUAACCGUUGAUUCUGUGCGGAUGCAGAACACUCUCAGGUUUGGAAUACAGGUUGACGUCCGCACAUACGCAGGCCCAGUUCCCUGUAGUCAGAGAGAAGGAGAAUGGAAAAUUACGUACCGUAAAAACGGGGACAGCUGGACUCUACAGAUCUUUUGUCACGAGUCUGCGACGGUAAACGGAGAAGCCCGUGUUCAAGCUGCAGUCAUUAUAUACAAUGAUGACGAAAAAGUUAUACAAGUCGAACAAGUACCCACAUAUGUAUGUUCCCGUGGUAACCAUUUAGCCUUGAAUAUCAACGUGGACAAUCUCUCCGAUUCCAAAGUCAUGGCGUUACUGUUGAAACCUGUACCGAAGUAAAGGAACACAAGUUCUGGUUUAUGAUUAACCUAAGUUAGAAUCAAAACUUGAGGAAUUUUUUCAAAAUGCAAAAAUCUUCAUCUGUCUCAUGUAUUUAUGUGUAAACUAGUUUGUAGGUAGUGUUGUUGUUCCAGAUAGACAUGUAUAUGUUAAUACCUAGGCUAGUCUGUUUCAUUUUGAUGAUUCUUUCAAGUCUUCAGUAAUUAUUCCACUAAUCCAGUGAAACCAGGUGGACUACAGUAUCGGUUUCCUCCUGUUCAUCUGUCCGUCUUUCCGUCUGUCAGUCCGCUAGAUAUUAUCAGACAUUAUAUAUAUUAAUUAUAUUAACAAUGUAUAUGGACAGGGGCCGCGGUGGCUGAGUGGCUAAGAUGUCCCGACACUUUGCGAGUUCCAAACCUACCAUGGACAGUUGCCAGGUACUGACCGUAUAGGCCGGUGGUUUUUCUCCGGGUACUCUGGCUUUCCUCCACCUCCAAAACCUAGCACGUCCUUAAAUGACCCUGGCUGUUAAUAGGACGUUAGAUGAAGGUAAUUGAUAUAUAUAUAGGUAAAACAUUAGAUUUAUCUCCAGUACAAUCAUGAAUAUGCUUAUAACUGACAUAUGAAUUUCUUAAGGAGUCAUUUGAUAAAAAUUCAUGUACAAAAUAUAUAUAUACCAAAUGUGGAUCAUGCCACAACCGGGUACGUGUACUUGAUAAUAAAGGUACAGAAUGUAUAUUCAAUGUACUGACAUACCUGGAUAUAUUUAGAUAGCGGGUAUAUGCAUGAGUGAUUAGGGUGAAUUAUAUCCAGGUUUAUAUAGCAUUGUCCUCUCCAUCUUACUUUUUUAUUCAUGAUUGAUUUUCAAGUCUCAAGAAUUUAUUCUCAAGUUGUAACAUAAGUGAAAUAAGCUUACUUGUCAGUAUUAUUCAUCCUUAAUCUUUGACAAAUGUUAAAUAUCAUAGCCUAUCUACAAGGUUAGAAAAACAUCCUCAGUCAUACAGUGGGGAAUUCAAGUGUUAAAAUCCCACAGGUACAUUUUGUGAAAUAUAUCAUUUUUUAAUUCAAUGAAAAAAAUAGAACAUUUCAUGCCUACAGAUGAAAUUAUUUUUUUUUUUUUUUAAUGCAAAUUCAAAAUUAUAUGGUACUAAAUAAUUUUUUCAAAUUUGAAAAAAAUCACAGUAAUUGAAAAAAAUGAAAUAAAAAAAUAAUUUGAUGUUUGAUAGAAGCCUAGACAUAUCCCUACCAACAUUGUGUUGUUGGAUACCAAAAUGUAUAUUAAGAAUUAAAAUCAAUUUGGGUUUCAUUCCUGAAUCUUUAUUUUGUUAUAUCAUAAUUAUACUGCAAGCUACUUGGCAGCUUUUGUUAAUAUCAACAUUCCUACACAUACAUUCCAAAAUAUAUUGUUUAUUUGUGUUACCAUGGUAACUCAGGUUGUUACGUAAAUGAGAAUAACAUCAAAAUCUUAGUUCUCAAUUAUUUAGAUACAUUGUAUUUUGAUGUAUUGAGUAAGGGAGAUAAUCCACUUUUACUCCGAGAUAGGUGUAUCCGUACUGAUGCUAUUCUCAUUCUGAAAUUCUGAGACGCGCAAAUUUCAUAGUCGUAAAUAUUGUAUGAUGUCACAUCAGCAGUAUAUCUACACAUCACAAAUAUGACAGGGACAGAUAUCUGACAGAUAUGUUUUUAAGCCGAUGUUUAUCAGGAAAUUUUUGAACAUUUAAUUUAUUUUUUUUUUCAGAAAUGAACAUUCAACAUUUUUUUUCAGAAACUGUGCCAAAAUUUUAAGGCAUCUUAAAUGUACAUCA
Messenger RNA from Pecten maximus, 3909 nucleotides. Its product is annotated as BTB/POZ domain-containing protein 17-like. The record is from RefSeq and is a predicted model, not a curated record. Gene Ontology annotation, molecular function: protein binding. The transcript is spliced from 2 exons. Lineage: Eukaryota; Metazoa; Mollusca; Bivalvia; Pectinida; Pectinidae. The coding region runs from base 794 to 2125 and encodes 443 amino acids.